CCAUAAUACCUUAAUAUUUCAAAUAUCCAGAGGGAGUAACCUCUCAAUUUAAAGCUUCAAUUAUAUUCUUGAUUUUUCACAUUUCUAUAUCCACCUCUACCAUAUAUAUCCACAAACCUCUUUUAAUCUAAACUUUCAAAAAUAUCUAUAUUAGAUUUCCCUCUUUCUUUCUUUCUCUCUCUGCCUUUUGCACACUUUGCUCUGCCUUCAUCGUUCACUUCCCAAAAACACUACCAAAUUCAUGGGUCUUAGAGACAUUGGUGCUUCACUGCCCCCAGGGUUUCGCUUUUAUCCCAGUGAUGAGGAGUUGGUCCUUCAUUACCUCUACAAAAAGGUCACAAAUGAAGAAAUUCUCAAGGGUACCCUCAUGGAAAUCGACUUGCACACAUGCGAGCCAUGGCAACUUCCAGAGGUGGCUAAGCUUAACGCAAACGAAUGGUACUUCUUCAGCUUUCGUGAUCGCAAAUAUGCAACCGGCUACCGGACCAAUCGCGCAACGACAUCUGGGUAUUGGAAAGCCACGGGAAAGGAUCGUACGGUGUUCGACCCCUCCACGCGUGAGGUUGUAGGGAUGAGGAAGACUUUGGUGUUCUACAGGAACAGGGCCCCGAAUGGCAUCAAAACGUGUUGGAUCAUGCACGAGUUUCGGUUGGAGACGCCACAUAUGCCCCCUAAGGAGGACUGGGUUUUGUGUAGAGUGUUUCACAAAGGCAAAUCAGACAACAGUGCCAAACUAAACUCACAACUCAUGUAUGAGAACACAGUUCCAUCCCUAACUCUGGCUUCGUCAUCUCCAACCAACCAAACCAUUGGGUAUAACCAACUUCCCCAUUUCUCUUCCUCAAUCACACCCCAUCACAAUCAUCAUCAUCAUCAAAAUCAAAAUCAAAGCCAAACCCAAAACAACAACUCCUUCAUGGGCCUCCUUCACUUUUCUAGGGAAACAAAUGCAAACUCUAGCACCAUCACUCAGAUAAGUCCCAAAUGUGAUGAUGGGUAUGGGUUUCUAUGGGACAUGGAGAUCGAAGAAAAUAGCUUCCAUGAUGGCGUGGCCUCCAACAUGGUCGACGGAAUGAGAUUCGAGGUUGAUAAUAAUAGUGUGGUCUUGUUAUGAAAAACCAGAAACAAAAAAAAAAAUGAAA
Vigna unguiculata (cowpea) is the source of this 1142-nucleotide messenger RNA. Its product is annotated as protein CUP-SHAPED COTYLEDON 3-like. NCBI's taxonomy places the organism in Eukaryota, Viridiplantae, Streptophyta, Magnoliopsida, Fabales, Fabaceae. Gene Ontology annotation, biological process: regulation of DNA-templated transcription. Gene Ontology annotation, molecular function: DNA binding. The record is from RefSeq and is a predicted model, not a curated record.